AUGUCUCAACAGGUAAUACCAGUUACUUUCUCGGAAAGCGAAGACUAUGGAUUUGCAGAUAUCAAAAUAGGGUUUUACAAAGGUGAUCAUGGGGAUGGAGAGCCAUUUGAUGGAGUUCUUGGUGUUUUAGCUCAUGCAUUUUCGCCGGAAACCGGGAGGUUCCACCUUGAUGCGGCGGAGACAUGGGCGGUGGACUUUGAUAGAGAGAAAUCAGAUGAGGCUAUUGAUUUGGAAUCAGUAGCUACACAUGAAAUUGGACAUUUGUUAGGGCUGGCUCAUACUUCAGUUCAAGAAGCAGUGAUGUUCCCUAGUUUAAGACCAAGAGAAAAGAAGGUCGAUUUGAAAAUAGAUGAUAUUAAGGGAAUUCAAGCUCUUUACGGUUCAAAUCCUAAUUUUAACGAUCAAGCUCUUUCAGAAUCAGAUACUUCUAUAAGCAAUGGAGUAGCUUUGAGCAAGAGACCAUUUACAUGGUCUAAUUUUAUUUUGUUCUUGAUCUUGUCGAUAGCUAUGUAAAUGUUUGCACAAAUUAGGUUUAGUUUCUAUAUACAUAAGUCUUUGGGUUAUGGUCAUGAAAAGAAUUGACUCUUGACCUAACUUAUUUCUCUCCUUUUUACUCCCUAGUGCAUAAUAUUGAUGUGCAUUUGUAACAGAAUUUGCAGUAGAGAAAUCAGAGUAUUCAAAUAGGUAAGGGCUAUAAUAGUUUUGUUAUA
Molecule: messenger RNA, 710 nt
Organism: Nicotiana tabacum (common tobacco)
Lineage: Eukaryota; Viridiplantae; Streptophyta; Magnoliopsida; Solanales; Solanaceae
Source: RefSeq, a predicted model, not a curated record